UGCUGCCUUCUCCUCCUCACUUAACACUUUCACUAGCUGUGGUGAACUUGAGGAGAAAGUUAACUUCUUUGAUCGUUUCUCUCAUUUUUUUUUUGGCUCCUUUCACUUAUUCAUCAUGGCUUUUGCGGUCAAAGCCCUUUGCCUGUUCCUGGUUGCAGUCGUUUGCAUCCAUCUCAGCACUGGUGUAGCCAUUCAACUCAGGUGCCAGUGCAUUAAGUACUCUGAAAAGGCUUCUCCUUGGAAGGCGAUUGAAGAGUUCUCCAUCACUCAACCACACGGCCGCUGCCAAACCACAGAAGUUAUAAUCACACUAAAGGGCAUCAAUACAGCAACAGGAAGGAACCACCAACGCUGCCUGGACCUAAAGCUGAACCAGACCAUAACCCUUCAGGAAUGCUGGAACAGGAUAAAUAAAGACGAAAGCAGACCAAAGCUCAAGUAUUCCGAAUGUGGACAGAGAAAGUGAAAGCACAUGCUGAGAAGGCUGAAACAGAUGGGAUGGAUAUGGUGACCAGUUGGAAAACUCCAGUGGAAAUUUAUGGAGUCAUAUGACUAAGGGGAAUCCAGCAGGACUGCAGGAAUGCUGCUGGUUGAGACUUUGCCCCCUUGUGGAGUUAGAAAAACCCAGUAGGUUAGAUAAAGCCCAGGAAGCAGAUGUUUUCCAGUAAGGACCCUGAUCUCACUGGAGAACUGCAAAAAGGACUGUGGCUGUGUUCCAGACGAUUACACAACCUCUGCUGAAUGUUACUUGCACAAAAAGACUGUCGCUGUUCGCUUAACUUUAAUGCAGCUAGUAUUUAAAUAGUAUUAUUGAAAAUUGUAUAUUUAAUUGUAUUAUAUUGUGUGUUAAUUAUAUUUAAUAAUAUGCUAAUGUGAAUAAAGCUGUAUUUUUUAUAUAUA
Astyanax mexicanus (Mexican tetra) is the source of this 900-nucleotide messenger RNA. RefSeq names its product C-X-C motif chemokine 11. Gene Ontology annotation, cellular component: extracellular region. Lineage: Eukaryota; Metazoa; Chordata; Actinopteri; Characiformes; Acestrorhamphidae. Gene Ontology annotation, biological process: immune response. Gene Ontology annotation, molecular function: chemokine activity. The coding region runs from base 116 to 466 and encodes 116 amino acids. The transcript has 4 exons. The record is from RefSeq and is a predicted model, not a curated record.